Messenger RNA from Carassius carassius (crucian carp), 2479 nucleotides. It is a transcript of the gene evi2b, whose product is annotated as protein EVI2B. Lineage: Eukaryota; Metazoa; Chordata; Actinopteri; Cypriniformes; Cyprinidae. The transcript is spliced from 2 exons. The record is from RefSeq and is a predicted model, not a curated record. The coding region runs from base 74 to 1627 and encodes 517 amino acids.
UUUCACAGCUUCAUUUCCUGUCAAGUGAAGUGACAGUUCCGUAUUCAUCUCUAUAUACUUCAGUCUUUAACAAAUGCUUCAGAGGAUGCCUGGGUUCUCUAAGGACACCAUGAGGACUACUCUUUGCACGCUUGUCUUGCUCUUCUCUCUACCAUGGAGUCUAAAUGGCAAUUUAACGACCAGCAAUAAGAAUACUGUUGUAACAAACACAGAAGAAAAUGCACAACUGAGGGACUACACUACUGAUUCUGGAACAGAAAAUGUGGUUUCGCUUUCAAGAAGCAUUCAGACGCGACAACUUACGAGUCACUCGGAGCAGCAAGAGAUAAGGCUGAGGACAGCCAAAGGUGAAGAUGAGACAUCAAGGAGGAGGAGGAAUGUACAAUAUGACAAACACAACUUAACUACAAUGUCGACACACCCUCAAACGCAAAUGCAGGACAAGGUAACUCAAAAGGAACAACAAAAACCAACAGAAAGCUCCCGCACACCACAUACUACAUCUGUUUUUCAAACAGAGAAUGCUACAGAAUUUACAAAAACACCCAAUGCCACAAGGGCAGACGUUUCACCUGAGGAAAAGACAAGCAGUGGACUUUCUCAGACACAGACAGCCACUCAAGAAACACCUUCUACUUCUGAUAUCACUGGGCUCCAUGAUGCGCAAGCAAAUAAAACAGUCAUGGAUAGCAGCGAUCUUCCAACAGCCCAGGCCACAAUGGAGACUUCAACCCAACCAAGCCCAAUGACUCAUGCCCAAACUUCCGCAAUAGCAAAUGUGACAGAUUUCAAACCGAGCAAAGAUGCAAAAACCAAAGAGGGGAAAAAAAUCACAGACAAGUGGACAAGCACUCAAGGCCCUGAGCGUAAGACUUCAUCUAUGACUACGCCAAAGAAGAUGUUGAUGACCACUAGAAAGACAACCAAAAAGCUAAGUCCACCUUCAUCAAAAGACAAGCAGCAAGCAAACCCAGGUUCUGUUGUGGCGGCUGUGAUUGGCACCACGUUUGUCUUGAUGUUCAUAGCCAUUAUCUUUAUCUUGGUAAGGAAACGCAAAAUCCAAAGAAAGCAGCUAGAAAAUUCAGAGUGGGCCGGACCCUCACCGUUUUUGGAUGGCGACGUUCAACCGAACCUGCUUAAUACGGAGGAAUCCGAGGCCAUUAAUAGACAGGGCUUCAACCACAUGUCCAGAUACCUCUCCCAACGGCUCUCCAAACACCUGACAUUCGGGAGGAACACAAGUGAAGACGUUCUCAUGGGGGACAUCCUGCAAGGAAGCACGUUUGGCAGACAAAAUCCAGAUGAGGUCCAAGCCCCCAAUGGGAACCCAACAGCUGCUCAAGACUCAAAAGAGAGAGAAAAAAACAAAAUCCAGGAAGGUCAAGAACCUGUGGACUCUUCUAAUACCAAAACACCUGGGUCAGAAAGUGAACAAGAAACUGUGAUGGAAAGCAAAGAAUCAAAGCAGCCUGAUGACCUCACUGCAUCUAUGUCUUCUGACCCGGAUACUGUAAUUAAACCUCCCCCACCUUUAGUGUCCAUAGAUCUUGAUUCCCUUUCAGAAGAAGCAGCACCUUUGCAAACAUCAGAUGGUGGGAUUAUUCCACCUGCUCCACCACUGCCCUAAUGUCAUGUGACGAUCUACAAACCAACACACUCAUAUUUUCUUUCUAAAAAUCAAACAAAUAUGUAAACACGACUGCUUGCAACCUUGACACAUCAAAACCAAAUGUCCAGGACAUAUCAAAGAGGAUGUGGUUUUUAUUAGCCACAAUUGUCACAAUUGUUAAUCAUGAUAUCCAACUUGUCAAUCAAUGUCAGCUUUACAUAGAGAGAAUCUGAGUAGUCAAAAAGCUGUGUAGUCCACGUGAACUCAUUUAUAUUCUUGGUCAGGGGUGUCCAAUCCUGUUGCUGGAGGACCAAAGUCCAGCAGAAUUUAGCUCAAACCAGCUCUAACACACUUGCCUGGAAGUUUCUAGUGAGCAUGAAGAGCUUGUUCAACUUCUUCAGGUGUGUUUAAAUAGGGUUGGAGCUAAAUUUCACAGGACAGUGGCCCUCCGACAGGUUUAGACACUGCAGUUCUUGGUCGAUUUUCCAAGGAGAGCGAGCUUGUACAUUUUAAAUCUGUAUAUCUGCUUAAGGUAAGUGUAAGUACACCAGCAUGUGUAGAACUAAAAGCUAUUAAACUCCAAUUCUGAUUUCACUAGCUCAUUAAAAUGUCAAUGCUUUUGUCAUUUUAAUACUUUAACAGCUAAAAGCUUAUGUAUGGCUAGCUCGGGUAGCAUGUCCAGUCUUUGUUCUUAUGCACUUAAGUGCGUGUAUGAGAAAGAGGGAAUGUAGCCUCAAUACCCAGUUUGUGAAUGAAUUACUGCAUUGCUAUAGCUACUGGGAGCAUGUCUGAGCUUCAAACUGGGAGGAACUGUCAGAUAAACAGACCCAAAUGCAGCUCACUCUAAAAAUACAAAGUGUUGCAACAACA